AAUGAUGGCGGACACGUCGGCCCUUCUUGUCAACCAGAGAGUGAUACGGGACCGUUUGCAUGCGUGGGAAUCUACCACUGACUCUAAAGCUCCACUCACAGGCACACAGAAGGAUGUUUUGGUGGAACUGACAUCAAAAACUUCAGAAAGACAUUUCCCUAAAGAUCUGCCGGAGGAUGAAGUUUCAUUUUCAAUGUCCAAAACCCCUCCUUCCCAGCUGACUAAUGACUCCCAGGGACCUAAGAAAAGUGCCUUGUCAAAUGAUGCAGAAAAAAUUGACACAGCUCAACAGUUUUUCUCCUGGUUCUCCACUGUUGAAGAGGACAUAGAGAGAGAUGAGGAGAUACCAUACAGACGUUACAUAGAGGAGUUAAGGGAGUAUCAGAAGCAGUGUGAUUCAGUCUUGGAAGAAGUAGGAACUGCUCUAGACUACCUUUGCAGUCUCCAGGCCCACUAUAUCCACGUAUCCACAAAGACAAAUGCUCUCCAUGACGCCUGUGAACAUCUGUUGGCUGAACAGACAAGACUUAUCAACACAGCAGAAAACAUUAGCAAUAAAUUGUCAUACUUCAAUGAACUGGACCGAAUAUCUUCAAAACUUGGUUCACCCACCCUGACUGUCACCAAUGAAUCAUUUGUGCCCAUGUUGUCUCGGCUAGAUGAGUGCAUUUUAUAUAUCUCCAAUAAUGCACGCUGUAAGGAAUCAGCAAUUUACCUCGCCAAGUUUAGACACUGCCUUGCUCGGGCUUUGAACCUGAUUAAGUGUCAUGUGGUUCACAUAUUACAAGUGGCUACACAGCAAGUCCAACCCACUAAGGAUUCCGUCAGUAUUGGUGAUAAUGCUUUUACAUUAUUCUAUGGAAAGUUUCGAGCUAAUGCUCCUCGUGUGAAAUCGCUGAUGGAGGAGCUGGAACAGAGAGUAGAUAAAAGUUCCGAAUAUGUACAGAUACUGGCUGACUGUCAUCAGUGCUACUUCCAACAAAGAGAGGUGUUACUGGGACCGAGUGUCGCAUCAACUGUCACCGAUCUGGCCACCAAACAUACCCGUGACCACUGUGCUCUGAUGAGAAGUGGAUGUGCCUUUAUGGUCCAUGUAUGUGAGGAUGAACAUCAGCUCUACUUUAACUUCUUUUCCAAACCAACUCCUCGGCUAGAUGAGAUGUUAGAGCACCUGUGCAACAGUCUUUAUGACAUGUUCCGGCCACUUAUUAUCCACAUCAACCAUUUAGAAACACUCUCCGAGUUAUGUUCCAUUCUCAAGAUAGAGAUGUUGGAGGAGCAUGUACAGAAUAAUGUCCAAGAGCUGGGAGCAUUUGAGACGAUUUGUAAACAGAUGUUGAUGGACGUACAAGAGAGACUCGUGUACAGGACGUAUAUCUGUAUCAAGGCAGACAUCCUCAACUAUAAAGCUGCUCAGGGAGACCUGGCCUACCCAGAGAAGCUGGAGAUGAUGGAGAGCAUAGCGGAGGGUAUUAAGAAUACCCAAGAAAGUUCAAGGACAUCAUCUACAUCCUCCACAGGUGAGGGUCACAGAAGGUCAUUGUCAAAUGUCUCCAACACAAGUCUGGAGGUAGCCCAGAUCACGGACGGGGAACAUAAGGAGAUGGGGCCACCUGUAGGAGGAGGCGACCCUCAACACCCCCAGGGAACCUCAAUGCCUCUCUCUCCUGCUGAUCUCCAUGGUAUGUGGUAUCCGACAGUGCGCCGGACACUGGUCACUCUGUCCAAGCUCUACAGGUGUAUAGAUAAGACAACAUUCCAAGGUCUCUCUCAGGAAGCACUGCAGUCUUGUAUACAAAGUUUACAGAACGCAAAGGAGGGCAUCAUCAAACGAAAGAAUGUUUUAGACGGGGAAUUGUUCAUCAUCAAACAUCUUCUGAUUUUACGAGAACAAAUUGCUCCCUUCCAAGCCGAUUUCUCUAUAAGAGAGACUUCGCUGGAUUUCAGUAAAUUCAAAGACCUGAGUUUAUCACAAGCUGGGCAUAAAUUUCUGGGUGCUGCUUAUGGACUUGUAAACAACAAAUCAAAACUGUUUGCCUUAAACAGUACCAAUGCAUUGCUACAGUUUAUCCUGGAGGGAACCCCCCAGGUGACAGAAUACUUUGUUGAUUCUAAGAGAGAUGUUGAUCAACAGUUAAAGAAGAGUUGUGAGGAUUUCAUUCAUCACGUGACCAGCCUGCUCACAGAACCAGUUCAAACAUUUCUGUCCCGUGCCAGCGUGGUUAUCAGCAUGAAGACUGAGGAGCCCAUCAGGAAUGUGUCACUCCGACAACAGCCCUUCGCCACGCCUGAGAAGUUACACGAUGUUAUGUCAGAGACAUAUCGCAAUCUCAAGACUCGCCUUCCAACGGUCCAGCGUUCAAUGUCUCUGUACCUAGCUAACAGAGACACCGAGGUCAUUCUCUUCAAACCAAUUAAAGUGAAUAUACAACAGACAUACCAGCAGGUACACAAGAUCCUGGUUGAUAAUUACACUGAAGAGGACAAGCAGAUUGUGGCUUCGCCUAGCACUGAACAGAUAAAUUUAUUGUUAUCAGCAUCCAAAUCCUGAGGAGACUACAAAAGCCAAGUUUAUAUCUGUGAUACACGUCCCCUACAGACAUUACAACAAAGGCCUGGUGUUUGUCAGGCAUAUCCUUAUAUGGACAUUCACAUGCUUGCCAUGUGACUUAAUUAUGAUGUCUAUCACAUCAAUUAUAAAUGUAAAAACUAUGUUAACCAUAUGAUCUGAUGAUAAAUCUGGGAUGAUCCUAAGAUGGCUAAUUCACAAACUUAACUGUACAUGUAUAUGGUAGAAUUCUCAAACAUGUUUCAUUUAUCAGUAAUCAUGGUGGGCUCUCAGACGCUUGUUUUAUUAUUUGGGAUUUUGUGUGUAGAUCUUAUAAUUUUAAGACUUUUAAAUGUGAUCAUAUCAG
Pecten maximus is the source of this 2915-nucleotide messenger RNA. RefSeq names its product conserved oligomeric Golgi complex subunit 3-like. Gene Ontology annotation, biological process: Golgi organization; intracellular protein transport; intra-Golgi vesicle-mediated transport. NCBI's taxonomy places the organism in Eukaryota, Metazoa, Mollusca, Bivalvia, Pectinida, Pectinidae. Gene Ontology annotation, cellular component: membrane; cis-Golgi network; COG complex. The transcript has 22 exons. The record is from RefSeq and is a predicted model, not a curated record. Bases 2 to 2551 code for a protein of 849 amino acids.